AUGGUUCGAGAGUCUGCCGCAUCGGCCGGCGAGGUGGCCGCUAGCGGGGCAGCAUCCGCUAGCGCCCCUGUGCUGGCCGAGUCUCAGGUGGCGACCGGCUCAGGCACUGCCGCUGCUGGAACCGCGGCUAGUGCACCCGCUCUUCGCCGUCGGCACCACAAGGAAACAUUGUCUACGGACAAAUUCGCGGCUUACGCGAAGUUGGACAACGACAUCGGACGUCUUCAGUCCAAGUUAAACAAAGUGAUCUCGCUCAACAUGAACUCUGUACUGACUUCCGCAAUCAGCUCCGAUUUGGGAGUUUACAAUGUUGUCAAGAACGCUACCUACCUCAUGCCAAAUCCCAACCAGUCCGAACUACAACAGAGUGCAAAAAAAUUAGCCCAGUUGACGAUGAUCUCAGAGCUGUUCAAAUCCUUGAAAAUGUUUGCGGUCGUGGGAACUGGACCAUGUACUGGAGACGGGCCCAAUGGAGCGCUAUCAGGAAAUGACGUUGUAUCAUACUGCAGCGAUGACGGAGUCUUGAUGAACAUCGUCCGAGCCGAUGGCGACAAGAUGAACGAGAAGAUCCCUAACGGGAACUUGCUAUCGCAAAAGUAUGGAUUUGAGACCAAGUAUCUGAUCUCCACAGCUUGGAGCUGUCAAGAGAAAUGCCAAGCUCAUCUCAAGUCUACCACCAGUGGUCCUUCACAUCCAACUAACUCGACGACCACGAUCGCUGAAACCUCGAACCGAAUCAAUAGCGAUUGCGCGUUCACUCUGCCCGUUUGUGACACCAGACUACCUGAAAUCCGAAAAAGGAUCGCCAACCAUGACAACGUCGUUAUUGCGUGUCGUGAGGCAGGUAACUUGGACAUAUGA
Messenger RNA from Puccinia triticina, 861 nucleotides. RefSeq lists its product as uncharacterized. The record is from RefSeq and is a predicted model, not a curated record. Bases 1 to 861 code for a protein of 286 amino acids. Lineage: Eukaryota; Fungi; Basidiomycota; Pucciniomycetes; Pucciniales; Pucciniaceae. The transcript is spliced from 9 exons.